UCCGACAGAAACAGAACAGGAUCAGUUUGUUUUAUAGCAUUUGUUUGGGUAGGAUUUUUUUUUGUAAAAAAAGUCACUAAUAAAUAACAUAGCUUUAAUAAUGGCUAAUGAAAUUAUCUGAUUGAUGUAAGCUUACUUUUUAACAAACUUAUCUUCAAAUUAAAAAGUAUUUCCUUUGUAAACAGAGAUCCACCGCUUUUCCACAUAUGUGUAAAUAGCAAACGCACAAAGUAAUGUUCAAAUUAAUGUUUCUUUAAAAUUUUUCAACGACUUUUAAGCCGUUUAACAUAAAACGUUAAUAUCUAAAGUAAGGUAUUAACCUUAGUAUGUUCAACCUCAGAUGUUGGAUGACUCUGCGCAUAGUGUACGCAUCGUUGACGCGCUGACACCAUAGUCGCCCACGUGCUUCCUUGUUUUCAUGCACUUAAUUUCUACAUGUGAUGUCGUCUCUAGGUCACUUAGUUCUUUAUUAAUAAUGUGGAAACGCAUACAGAGGUCGUGUAUUCACAUGUCAGCGGUGUGUCUGAAGAAGACUCCUCUGCAUCUAAAGGGCAAGAGUACUGCUGAUAAAAGGUGGUUGAUUCGGCAGCUCAGUGACCCGUUCGUUAAAGCUGCUCACGAGCAGAAUUACCGCUGUCGAAGCGCCUUCAAACUGAUCGAGAUGGACGACAAAUACCGACUUCUCAAACCGGGUUUUACUGUCAUUGACUGCGGUGCUGCACCCGGUGCGUGGAGUCAAGUUGCAGUGCAAAGAGUCAAUUCAACUGGAGAGAGCGUGGAUCUUCCCAAAGGCAGCGUAAUCGGAAUAGACAUACUACACAUUUUCCCGCUGGACGGAGCUCAGUUUCUGACCAAUCAUGACAUCACUUCUCCUUCAACUCACACGGCGCUGGAGAGACUCCUGCCUGAAGCUGGAGCAGACGUCAUCCUCAGUGACAUGGCCCCCAAUGCCAGCGGCUUCCGGGAGCUGGAUCACGAAAGACUGGUCUCCAUGUGUCUGUCAAUGCUGGACUUAGCUGACAAGGUGUUGCGGCCUGGAGGCUCUUUAAUUUGUAAAUACUGGGAUGGAGGUCUGGCUCAUAUGCUCCAGCAGAGACUUUUCUCUGCAUUUCAAGAUGUGAGAACUGUGAAACCCAGAGCAAGCAGGAAGGAGUCAGCAGAGCUGUUCUUUCUGGCCCGCAUGUUAAAAAAAAGAUAGAAUUAAUUUUUAAGGCAAUUUAAAAUAUGAAAUAUGAAUAAAUAAUUGUAUAUUAAAGG
Messenger RNA from Danio rerio (zebrafish), 1257 nucleotides. The record is from RefSeq and is a predicted model, not a curated record. Lineage: Eukaryota; Metazoa; Chordata; Actinopteri; Cypriniformes; Danionidae.